Messenger RNA from Cannabis sativa, 1249 nucleotides. RefSeq lists its product as uncharacterized. The transcript is spliced from 5 exons. The record is from RefSeq and is a predicted model, not a curated record. NCBI's taxonomy places the organism in Eukaryota, Viridiplantae, Streptophyta, Magnoliopsida, Rosales, Cannabaceae. Bases 288 to 956 code for a protein of 222 amino acids.
AAAAACGGGUAUAUUUUAAUAAAAAAAUAAUAUGAAAGUAUUUUUGAUUAAUAGAUAAAAAAAAAAUAUUUUUCAACUUAUCCCAAAAAAAAAGAAUUUAGUGUUGCAAUAGGCCCAGGCCCAUAAUUGUUGGUACAGAUUGGGCCCAGUCCAAAAAUCCGUACAAUAUUUAUGCAAAAAAGUUCGAAUUUGGCGCUAAAUUCAGAAAAUUUCAGACGAACUAAAGAAGAAGAUAAUUCAUGUAUUGUAGCUAAGCACAAAAAACUGGAAGAAAUUUUUACAUAGAAAUGAAAUCAAAGCAAACUCCUUUCAGAGCUGUUGGUCAAAGAUCCAUCGUUUCUUCAUUGCUCAAUCCUUCUUCUAAACCUUCUAGGGUUCCGAAAGAGGGUUGUAAGAAUUUAGAGAACGUGUCUCGUAUUUCUCUCUCGGACUUUCUCCAACGGAAGCUCAACGACGAUUCCGGACUCCCCAAGACUGUCAAAGGUAAAGCUAAGCCUUUUUCUUCUUUGUUGGGACUCAGAGAUGGGUCUGUUGAUGAAAAAAUUGGGGCUUCGAAUGUUGUUGAGAAAGUGGUUCUUGAACAAUUCAAGCAUAUAGAAACUGUAACAAAAGAUGAUUUGGUUGGUUCAAGUAGUGAUAAUGGCAAUAAUGGUGAAGUUGAAAAUAUAGCUUCUGCAGCAGAAUCAAGAAAGAGGAAAAGCUUUGAAGGUUUGAAUGAGAAGCACAUUCCUCGAAAACAGGUGGUAGUUCUAGGAGGAAAUUCAAAAGCCAAGCAGCAAAGAAGGGAUAAGUAUAUCAGGAAUGAGAACCAAGUUCCUACUUAUAAUCACUAUGCAAAUGGUGGUGGCUGGUGGGACUCCAACAUGGAGGGGGUUGACAAUGAAGAAGUUGGCUUUAGUGAGGUAUGGGAAGGAGUUGGUUCCACAACUUUUGGAGGGAGUCUAGAUUGGCAUUGAUCUUCAACCCUUGAUCUUGAAAUGUCCCUUUACUACCAUAUCAUCACCAUGUUUGAACUUUGAAGCUCAAAGUGAUUGACUAUCAGACUUUUCCAAUGGUGCUGGUGCUUUCAUUAGAGCCUUAGCCUGUACAUAACUGCUUUAUGUAACAAUAUCGUCUUAGUUUGUUCAUGGUUGAACACUAAUCAGUUCUCCAUUUUAGAAGGAAAAAUGAUGUAAAAUGCACUUUUUUUCCCCAAAACUGUCAUCACCUUAUGAAUUAGUAAUUUAUUUAUUUGUUUUUUUCUAAUAAA